AUGCAAUUUGCUGGUCAGUACAAUAUUGAUUCAUCUUUUUUUCUCUCUAUCACUCUCCCUAUUUCUCUUUCGUUUGCUCUCUCUCUCUCUCUCUCUCUCUAUCUAUCUAUCUAUCUAUCUAUCUAUAUAUCUAAUGAGAAGGGCAUUCUGAUUUCCCUCUCAUUUUGUUUUCUAUCUUCUCUCUUUCUUUCUCGUUCACAAUCUUUUCUCUGUCUCUCUCUUUCUUUUACUUCUCCCUCUCUCUCUCUCUUUACAUUUCUCUCCAGGUCUUUUCGUUUAUUUCUUCAUCUCUCUUCCUCUCUCUGUCUCUCUCACUGUUCACUAUCUUCCUUUUCCGCUCCCGUAUUUUUUCACUGUCUCUUUUUGUCUCUUGUUCCAUCUCCCUCUUUAUUCCUGUCUUUCUCUCUCUCGUUUUCUCACACUCUCCUGUUUAACUACUUUUCUCUCACUCUUUCUCUCUGUAUCGGUCUUGUUCCCUCUCUGUCAUUCUUUCUCUUACUCGUUCUUAGUCCUACUCGCUCUUUCUUUCUAAUUCUUUCUCUUACGCCAUUUGCUUCUCUUUCGCGAUUUCCUUUCCUUGACCAAUUACACGUUUUCUUCCUCUCUUCCAGUUUCUCACACUCUUAA
This is a messenger RNA of Acanthosepion pharaonis, 627 nucleotides long. The record is from the annotation of a GenBank genome assembly. Lineage: Eukaryota; Metazoa; Mollusca; Cephalopoda; Sepiida; Sepiidae.